AUGAAACAAACUUUAAAUGUAAUAGGAUUAAUUAAUUUUAUUAAAAAACAAAGAAGCUUUAAUAAAUCACCAAUAACAAUUACAAAACCAUUAGAAAUUACAAGAUUUUCAUAUGAAGGAAAUCAAUUAUUCCCAGCUAAAUUAAAAAAAUUUAAAAACCCAACUAUUGAUAGUGAUUUAUUAGUUGGAUUUCAAGGUCCAGAUAGUAUUGAAUCAGAUUCUCAAACACCACUUUCAUUAGUAUUGAAUAAAUUAAUUGAAACAAAACAUGAUGUCAGCAAAUCUAAUUUCAUCUCUUUUAGAAAUUCAUUUAGAAAGUUAUUCGAAUCAAUGUAUGAUAGUGAAAAAUGGAAUAUACAAGUUCAAAGAAUCAAUUCAACAAUUCAUUUAGGUAUGGAUAAUCCAACGCAAGAUUUUCAUCAACUUAAAAAUUUUCAUUUAAAAUCAAUGUAUUCUGGUAAUUAUUUUGAAAAGAUUUCAACAAUUGAUAAUAAUAACAAUCCAAAUGAUAAUAAACAUAAAUAUUGUUCAAUCAUUCAAUCAAAAUUAUUUAAUAAUAAUUUUAUUUUAGCAUGUGAAAUUGAUUGUUGGAAAAAAUCAAUUCAAAAUAAUAAUAAUAAUCAAAAUAAUAAUAAUAAUGAAAAUAAUAAUAAUGAUGAUGAUGAUGAAAAUUAUAAUAUUGAUGAUUAUGUAGAAUUAAAAACUUCAAGAGAUAUUGAAGAUAGUAAAGCAAAUUAUCAAUUUAGAUCAAAAAAAUUAAUUAGAAUUUGGUUUCAAGCAUAUAUUGCAGGUGUUUCAAAGAUUUUUUUAGGUAUUAGAAAUGAUGAUUUCUUUUUAAAAAAAUGUUUAAACUUUAAUACUCAUGAUCUACCAAAUCAAGCUAUAAAUUGGAAUAAAGAUGAAAUGUUAAUCUAUGGAAAUGAAAUUUUAGAAUUUAUUAAAAAUAACACUUGUUCUGGUAAAUCCUAUACACUAUCUUUUAAUUAUCCAAUUAUCUCUUUAGUUGAAUCCGAUUCAAUCAAUAUCAUUAACGAUCAAUAUUUACAAUAUUAUUUAAAUAUUCCUAAAAACUUUGAAAAUAAUUAUAAUCAAAAUAAUAAUCAAAAUAAUAAUAAUAAUAAUAAUAAUGAAAAUAAUAGUGAUGAUACUAAAAAUAAUAAUAUUCAAAAUAAUAAUGAAAAUAAUAAUAUUCAAAAUAAUAAUGAAAAUAAUAAUCAAAAUAAUAAUGAAAAAAAUCAAAAAAGAAAUUUUGGUGAAGAAAAAGAAAUCAAAGGUGAUGAAAAUGAAGAAAGAUUAUCAAAAAAACAAAAAAAAUUAGAAUAA
This is a messenger RNA of Dictyostelium discoideum AX4, 1323 nucleotides long. RefSeq lists its product as hypothetical. The record is from RefSeq and is a predicted model, not a curated record. NCBI's taxonomy places the organism in Eukaryota, Evosea, Eumycetozoa, Dictyosteliales, Dictyosteliaceae. The coding region runs from base 1 to 1323 and encodes 440 amino acids. The transcript has a single exon. Gene Ontology annotation, cellular component: nucleus.